Messenger RNA from Dictyostelium purpureum, 1652 nucleotides. RefSeq lists its product as uncharacterized. The transcript has 2 exons. Gene Ontology annotation, biological process: P-body assembly; cytoplasmic stress granule assembly. Gene Ontology annotation, cellular component: cytoplasmic stress granule; P-body. Lineage: Eukaryota; Evosea; Eumycetozoa; Dictyosteliales; Dictyosteliaceae. Bases 369 to 1610 code for a protein of 413 amino acids. Gene Ontology annotation, molecular function: ATP binding; RNA helicase activity; mRNA binding. The record is from RefSeq and is a predicted model, not a curated record.
GAACCUUUAAAAAUUUAUUUAUUCCUUUUUUUUAUUAUUUUUAUUUUUUUUUUUGUUGUACAAUUCGAUUAAAUGACUAACUAUUUUCUUUUUAUUAUAAAUAUAAAUUUAUCUAUUUAACAGAAAUUCAAAACAAAAACUAAUAAUAUAAAUAAUUAUAAUAAACCCUUGUAAAGUUCAAUAUAUUUUUUAAUAGUUUAAAAAAAAAGUAUAUACAUCAAAACCAAAAAAAACCACCUUGUAGAUAAUAAUAUAAUAUAAAUUUUAUAUAAUCAAUAAAUAAUAUAAAAUAUCUUUGUGAAUUACUAUAAACCCAAUAAAUUCUAUAAAUAAUUAAAACAAUUAUAAAAACAAAACAAUAAAACAAAAUGAGUAACCAAAAACAAAAUUCAAUUGUUGACGACGAUAAUUGGAAAGCUCAAUUAAAAUUACCACCAAAAGAUGAAAGAAGACAAACCGAGGAUGUUACAGCAACAGAAGGUAACGAGUUUGAUGAUUUACAUUUAAAAAGAGAUUUAUUAAGAGGUAUUUUUGAAAAAGGUUAUGUUAGACCUUCACCAAUUCAAGAAAAAGCCAUUCCAAUCGCAUUAGCAGGUAGAGAUAUAAUGGCCCGUGCCAAGAAUGGUACCGGUAAAACAGCAUCCUUUUUAAUUCCAGCAUUAGAAAAAACUGACCCAACCAAAGAUGUUAUUCAAGUUUUAAUCUUAGUUCCAACUAGAGAGUUAGCUCUCCAAACAUCUCAAGUUUGCAAAGAACUCGGUAAAUACAUGAAUGUUCAAGUUAUGGCCUCAACUGGUGGUACAUCAUUAAAGGAUGAUAUUAUGAGAUUAUACAGCCCAGUUCACAUUUUAGUUGCCACCCCAGGAAGAGUUCUUGAUUUGGCUCAAAAGAAUGUUGCUAAUCUCUCAAACUGUCAAACUAUGAUUAUGGAUGAAGCCGAUAAACUUUUAUCACAAGAAUUCCAACCAUUAGUCGAACAAUUAAUCAAUUUCCUUCCACCACAACGUCAAAUCCUUUUAUUCUCUGCCACUUUCCCAGUCACUGUGAAAUCAUUCAAAGAACAAUAUCUUCAACAAGCUUUUGAAAUUAAUCUCAUGGAAGAACUCACUCUUAAAGGUGUCACUCAAUACUAUGCCUUUGUUGAAGAACGUCAAAAAAUUCAUUGUCUCAACACCCUCUUCUCCAAACUUCAAAUCAAUCAAUCCAUCAUUUUCUGUAACUCUGUUAAUCGUGUAGAGUUAUUGGCUAAAAAAAUCACUGAACUUGGUUACAGUUGCUUCUUUAUUCACGCUAAAAUGGUCCAAGCUCAUCGUAAUCGUGUUUUCCACGACUUUAGAAAUGGUGCAUGCCGUAAUCUUGUCUCUUCUGAUCUUUUCACUCGUGGUAUCGAUAUUCAAGAUGUUAAUGUUGUAAUCAAUUUCGAUUUCCCAAAACAUUCAGAAACUUACCUUCAUCGUAUUGGUAGAUCAGGUCGUUUCGGCCAUCUUGGUCUUGCUAUCAAUCUUAUUACUUAUGAAGAUCGUUUCUCAUUAUACAAGAUCGAACAAGAAUUAGGAACUGAAAUUAAACCAAUUCCACCAGUCAUUGAUAAAUCCUUAUAUGCUGCCUAAAAAAAAAAUUAAAUAUUAUUACAUAAUUAAUAAUAACAAAUA